CGCCCCCCGCCCCUCCCCGCCCCGCAGGCGCGCCCCCGCGUUCCCUGCGCGCCCUCGCGCGCCCCCCGACCUCCCCCGGGCUCAGAACAGUUCUACGCCCGGCGCGCGCGGGAAAAGCCGGCGGUGAAGCCCGAGGGCUGCGCGCGCGCGGGCCGCAAGCACCCAAGGCUCGCCUCCCCCCCCCUCCUCCUCUUUCCCGCCCGAUCCGCGCUCUCCCCCACCUUCCCAUCCUCCGCGCCGGCGCCCCACGAGGUGACAGCUCAAGGGCCUGUCGCCAGAACGCAUCUCCAGGCCCCCGCCCCCUCGCAAUAUUUGUCACCUGACACGGUCGUAAGCAGGAACCACCGCGUCGCGGCGGCUCCCAGUCCUGCUCGCGCCCCGGUUCCCCUACCCGCCUUCUUUUAUCCCUAGCGCCACUGGCUAAGGCUCUUCCAUCUCUCCAAACCGGAUUAUUUAAAAGAGAAAAAGAAAGGAAAAGCAAGGUCAUCUCCGCGCUGCAUCAGCCAUUCAGGAGGCUGGAUGUUGGUUUUGAAAGAAAUGGCGCUAAGCUCCACUUCUACAUUUGGGAAACGAGCGAAAUUAAAGGAAACCGCUGCCUGCAGCCGAAGCGACAUCUGGACACUGAGUGGCGCUGGCGCCGCGGGAGCAAGCGGGCCGGGCGCCCCACCAGGAUCCUUGGUGGGGAGAACCUGCUUUACACCUGGGCUCCACACCUCAAGGAAGAGAGACACAGGUACACAGUUGGAAGAGCUGUCCCGUGAGAAGCUGAGGCGAGGGGAAGCUAGAGGUAGAAUUGGGAAGGACUUAAAUGAGUGGAUACAAUUACUGACAAUUACUGAAGACUUUGGACAUCACAGAGCUUCUGGCCCAUUCUCCUUGUCAACAGGGGUUCCAGCUCCAUCAGCAACUUCCUCCCAGCUCCAGUUUUCACAUGAUAAUAUGUCUGUUUCACUCACUAGGUUCUGUCUGUUGACCCCUCCCACCCUAGUACUGGGAAGGUUUUUUUUUUUUUUUUUCCUGAUAUUGUCCUCACAACAAAUUGUCGGAAGAGAAGAUAAGGUUUUCUCUAACAGCAACAACUGCAUAGGUGUCUCUGUUUAUGUAUCUCACGCAGGGAGGGGGAAAAAAAAAAACUUGUUCUAAUCUGCCUAUGGAUUCAGAAUCCAACCCCAAACAAAUAAGUAAUUUACUUCACUAUGUAGACGGGGCAUACUUUCAUUCGAGGACUCAAGCUAUGAAAAGAGCAAAGCAGAGGACUUGCGGACAGAGAUUUUCUCAUCCCGAAUCACCUGGGACUGUUUUUAUUUCACUGCUUCUGUUUCUUUGCUGCGUGAGUGCGUGUGAUUUGCUGGGUCAUUUGACCUGAUUUUAGUUCAAACGUGCAGUUGUCAUACCUACAGGGUGUUACAAAGUCAUAUAAAAUACUUUCCUUUUUCAUUGAAGAGAAUUACCUCUGUGUGGGUGAAAUAACAAAUAUGACAAGAAUAACAAAAACCCAUAUUUAUUAUGUGUUUACUGUUUACCAGCACUGUAUUGAGUGCUUUACUUCCAUUACCUCCUUCUAGCCUCACAAUAUCCCUAUUAGGUAAAUUCCAUUAUAAUCCUCACUUUACAGAAAGGGGCACUGUGACUUAAUGGCAUUGCUGACCCACCUCACAGCAGUUCAAGAGCAGAGCUGGGGUUUGAGCACAGGGAGAAUAACUCCAAAACACAAGCUCUCUCUCUCUCUCUCUCUCUCUCUCUCUCUCUCACACACACACACACACACACACACACCAGCCACUGAACAUGGACCCAACGCAAAAUAGCCUUGAGCAGAGGGACCAUGCAUGAGAGUGAAGCUGUAGGGAUAAAGGUGGAGAUAGGCAUGAAUGAGGCUGGUUGGGGUUGGUCAGGAUGGGCUCAGGGGACAAGAUCAGUUUGAAGGAGGCAAAAGAGAUGGAAAAAUAGUGGUAGAGAUGGGGUGGGGGUCACUGAAUAAGGUAAGUAAAGGUAGUGGAGGAGAUUAUUGUCCAAAAAAGAAGUUGGGGACAGUGGGAACAUCUCCAAGCUACAUGUCACUUUAGGAAAAAAUGGUGGUCUAUUGCUUUGCUUUUUAACAGCAAUGUGCUUAACAUACAGACUAACAAGAAGCUACACAACCUACGAUUUUUAGAGGCAUCCAUCUCCCUGAUGAGUUAGAAUUGUUUUACCUGCUGUUUUGAUGUAAGUUUUCUUCUCACUGUACUUUUCUUCUAAACACCUGAGAUUUAUUGAAGGAAAUGAAGCCCAUGUAUGCUUUUGAAUUUGAUGACUAUCAUUUAUUGCCAUAUCUCACUAUAAAUAAUUACUUUUUCCAGUCCUAUUUGAAAUACAUUAGGAAUCUAAUAUAUAAAAGAUAGUAACCAUGAGGGA
Molecule: messenger RNA, 2394 nt
Organism: Lutra lutra (Eurasian river otter)
Lineage: Eukaryota; Metazoa; Chordata; Mammalia; Carnivora; Mustelidae
Exons: 4
Coding region: 520-1143 (207 amino acids)
Source: RefSeq, a predicted model, not a curated record